CAUGUGUGGAUAGUUUGGAGUUUGUCGAUCAGACAUGCGCAGUACACAUUUGACUCAACUGAAGGAAUUUAGCUAGUUCACUAGUUUGCUUGGACAGCGGAGGGUCAGACACAGGAAGCUUUCAAACUUGGAAUCGUUUCUAUACCAGAUAUCAAGAGGAAAGUCCCCCCAUCUGUUUUUCAAAGAGGAACUAGCUAGCUAGCAAGCUGCCGAAGGGUUUUACUUGCUUUGCUAGCUAUCUAGCUAGCUAAAUAUCACCAUCCAAGAAAAGGGGAAACUUUUACAGUAACACGAUGUUAAGACAGCCCCAGAGCACCAACGUGACUGGAACCGGAGGAGGAGAAACCAACAUCAACAUGGAUGACAUGACGGUGGAGGACAUUGCCUUGAGGGCCAACCAGGUGACGGAUGAGUCCCUGGAAAGCACCAGGAGAAUGCUCCAGCUGGCCGAGGAGAGCCGACAGACAGGGGUGAACACUAUCACCAUGCUGGAUGAGCAGGGAGAACAACUGCAGCGGGUGGAGGAGGGCAUGGACAAGAUCAACGAGGACAUGAAGCAGGCGGAGAGGAACCUGACUGAUCUGUCCAAGUGCUGCGGCAUGUGCGUGUGCCCCUGCGACAGGGUGAAGUCCAUCGAGCACGACGGGCGCUACAAGCGCACCUGGGGCACGGGCAGCACGCCAGCGGUAGGCGAGUGCGUGGGUCAGCAGCCAUCGGCUGGGCAUACUGGUCAGUAAGUGCUGGGUAACAGCAUUUCGAGUGCUGGGUAAUACUUGCGCAGGAUCACCAACGACGCCCGGGAGGACGAGAUGGAGGAGAACCUGGGCCAGGUGGAGGGCAUCAUCGGCAACCUGAAGUCCAUGGCCAUGGACAUGGGCAACGAGAUCGACAAGCAGAACGUCACCAUCGACCGCAUCACCGACAAGGCGGACAUGAACAAGGCGCGGAUCGACGAGGCCAACCAGAGAGCCAACAAGCUCAUCAAAUAGAGAGGGCCGCGCCGCAGCCCCUCCCCUCCGCAGUGCUCUCUUCCUCUCCUACCAUCCCUCCUCCCUCUCCCCUCCUCCCUUCCCAUCCCUCCUUCCUCUCCCCUCCUCCCUUCCCAUCCCUCCUCCUUUUUCUCCCAUCCCUCUUUCCUCUCCUCCCAUCAGUCCUUCCUCUCCUCCUAUCCCUCCUUCCUCUCCUCCCAUCACUCCUUCGUCUCCUCCCCUCCCAUCCCUCCUCCUUUUUCUCCCAUCCCUCUUUCCUCUCCUCCCAUCACUCCUUCCUUUCCUCUCCUCCCAUCCCUCCUUUCUCCCCGCCCGUCUUCCUCUGACAAUCAGUGAGGGCUGUAAACCAACCAAUGGAAGACAACGAUGCUGUUUUCACGUUAAAAAAAGUCCUUCGUCGCAAAUCAAUGUCUUCCUCACUGCUAUUUGUAGCUGAAGCCGCAGGUCUGUCUGUCAGUCAGUCUCAUUUUCUUAGUUCUUAGAGGUUUGGUUAAGGACUUCAGGCUAAUUUGUGAUGUGCAGUAUGUAUAAUUAUCAGUGGUUAAUCACUGUUUGCCAACAUACACGUUGAAGUGCAGUUUCUGCUCCAGUAAAUUAAAACGCAGUAAAGUGUAAGAAAGUCACUGAAAAAACAAGCCAUUUCUUAUAAUGUCAUUCUGUACUGUCCUUGUCGUUCGCCAUCUAGUGGCCUAGCAGUGAAACAACAGUAUCUAACUCUUGUAUUUAGUCAUUGUUAACUAAUAUUUAGUAAUAUGUAACAGACCAAUACUAAAUUUUGUAAUUGGCUCGGCAGGUAAUUUUUUUUUUUCUUGUAUCCAAAACUGUCAUUUCAUGAUGGUGUUCAUCUACAUUAUAUUAAUUUUAUAUCCGUAUACUGUAUGAAUGAACCAUGACAAAAACAUAAGCCUUUUAAAAAAAUUUUUUUUUUUUAAUUCAAUUUUAAACCGAAAAAUGUGCGAUCUCCGGCCGUAAGUAUGAGUUUCGUUGGCGGAACUGGUCCCCCGUCCCGACCGCACGCUGUGUGGGGUCGGCCCGGGUUCGCGGGUGAGGUAAAAUAUCUCGCCGUUCCGCCGUGAACCACAGAGCGGCCGGGAUUGUGUGGCGGCUACGGCGAAGCUUCGCUCUUCGACACGGGUGUAGGUCUCCGCUGGGACGGGUGCAGGUCUCCGCUGGGACGGGUGCUGUCCUCCGCUUUUCUGACCCCUGUGCGUGCCUUUUUCGAGGACCCGUUUCCCUCAGGACUGGAUCCUCUGUACUGUACUCCGGACUGAGGCCGGCCUCUUCUCCUCACAGGGACCCGAUUUCCUGGGCGUAACCGCGGUAACGUCCGACGCAGCUUUAGGAUUCGCCCUCUUUGUUUUUCCGUCGGUGAUGGUAGUUGUAGUUCUUCCUCGUCUGGCCUGUGCCACUGGCUGACAGACAUGCUGUAGUUCCUGCCUGACUUCUGACUCUUAACGACUUAAGCGUUUUUGCCUUGUUUGAAUCUAAAACUUUAUUGUCGGUAAACGAAAGUGCCUCUCGCAGCCUUUUCUUUCGAGCACCAGGUUUGAAGCUGAAGCAUUGCAGGACCACGCCCACUGUUUGAUACAGGAAGCUGUGUUGUAAUAGCUGUGUAUCAGCGAGAGGGGGGGUGUGUCUGUCUGCCCCCUUAAUCGCCAUGGCAACCGGAGCUGCAACUUGCCACAACUCAUGUUAUUUCAUGCUUGCGCGUGUGACGUCACUGCCCUAAUUAAAACUCCCAAGUCUGUUGGCUGCAGAUUGAAUGGAUUCAGUGCAGAGGUUGGGGUUCUGGGGGGGAGGGGGGGAGGGGGGAAGGGGGGGGGGUGCCUCUGCGUUUAGGCCACACCCCUCAGUACUGCUGUCCUGCAGUGAUGAGUGUGUGGCAGCUGUCUGUCAAUUCAGUACUGCUGGUUUAAAGCCACGUAAUUUACACACAGAGCUUUUACUGCCUCCCACUGUUCACCAAUGGAAUGUGACGGCAAUGGCAGCAAGUCUUGAGUCACCUUAAAAUGGAGGAAGCCUGAGUCUGUCUCUAUUGUAGGAUGCUCAAACAUUUUUGCCGUUUUUUUUUUUUGUAAAGAUUUUUUUCCCUCUUUUUUUGUUGUUGCUGUUUUAUUUAAUUUCUUCAUUUGAACUUAAGAAAGAAUAAUUAAUUGAAUUAAAAAGUGCCUUUAUUUCUCUUCAAAGUACACUAAAGCUUCUGCAGCCUUCUCUCUUAAGUGAAAUGUAUACUGGUAUAUUUGUAUUGUUUUAAUAAACUUCUAUCAGGCA
This is a messenger RNA of Anguilla rostrata (American eel), 3260 nucleotides long. Its product is annotated as synaptosomal-associated protein 23-like. The record is from RefSeq and is a predicted model, not a curated record. Gene Ontology annotation, molecular function: SNAP receptor activity; syntaxin binding. Gene Ontology annotation, cellular component: SNARE complex; plasma membrane. Gene Ontology annotation, biological process: synaptic vesicle fusion to presynaptic active zone membrane; exocytosis; synaptic vesicle priming. The transcript is spliced from 10 exons. NCBI's taxonomy places the organism in Eukaryota, Metazoa, Chordata, Actinopteri, Anguilliformes, Anguillidae.